Molecule: messenger RNA, 1419 nt
Organism: Tilletiopsis washingtonensis
Lineage: Eukaryota; Fungi; Basidiomycota; Exobasidiomycetes; Entylomatales
Product: P-loop containing nucleoside triphosphate hydrolase protein
Exons: 5
Coding region: 174-1358 (394 amino acids)
Biological process (GO): ribosomal subunit export from nucleus; translational termination; translational initiation
Molecular function (GO): ATP binding; ATP hydrolysis activity; iron ion binding
Source: RefSeq, a predicted model, not a curated record
UGGGGCGCUUCGACGAGCCGCCGGACUGGCAGGAGAUCCUCAAGUACUUUCGCGGCUCGGAGCUGCAGAACUUCUUCACAAAGGUGCUCGAGGACAACAUCAAGGCCCUCAUCAAGCCGCAGUACGUCGACCAUAUCCCGCGCGCCAUCAAGGGCAAGGCCACCGUCAACGAGAUGCUCGACGGCAAGCUGGAGCGCGUCGAGUCAAAGGAGGAAAUCAUCAGCGUGCUCGACCUCAAGCAGGUGCUCGAGCGCGACGUCAAGCAGCUCUCCGGCGGCGAGCUGCAGCGCUUCGCCAUUGGCAUGAGCUGUGUGCAGAAGGCCAACAUGUACAUGUUCGACGAGCCUUCGUCGUACCUCGACGUCAAGCAGCGUCUGAAUGCCGCGCGCAUGAUCCGCAAGCUGCUCGACAACGACACGUACGUCAUUGCCGUCGAGCACGACCUGAGUGUGCUCGACUAUCUCUCCGACUUCAUCUGCUGUCUCUACGGCGUGCCGAGCGUGUAUGGCGUCGUGACGGUGCCGAGUCCCGUGCGCGAUGGCAUCAACAUCUUCCUCGACGGCUUCAUUCCCGCAGAGAACAUGCGCUUCCGCGACGAGUCGCUCACAUUCAAGAUUGCAGAGACGGCAGACGAGAUUGUGCACCGCACGCGCAAGUUUGAGUACCCCAGCAUGCGCAAGACGCUCGGCAACUUCCACCUCGAGAUCGAGGGCGGCGAGUUUGCCGACUCUGAGAUUCUCGUCUUUCUGGGCGAGAAUGGCACGGGCAAGACGACAUUCGUCAAGAUGCUAGCCGGCAAGCUGGAGGCGGAUCCGGGCACGCCCAAGCCUCCGGAGCUGAACGUCUCCUUGAAGCCGCAGACGAUUGCGCCCAAGUUCCAGGGCACGGUGCGCAUGCUGCUCAUCAAGCAGAUCAAGGGCGCCUUUAUGCACCCGCAGUUUACCGCAGACGUCGUCAAGCCGAUGCAGCUCGACAACAUCAUCGACCAGGACGUGCAGACGCUGUCGGGCGGCGAACUGCAGCGCGUGGCGCUCGUUAUGGCCCUCGGCAAGCCGGCUGAUAUCUACCUCAUCGACGAGCCUUCUGCGUACCUUGACUCGGAGCAGCGCAUCAUUGCCGCACGCGUCAUCAAGCGCUUCAUCCUGCACAGCAAAAAGACGGCCAUGAUCAUCGAGCACGACAUCAUCAUGGCCACCUACCUCGCCGACCGCGUCGUCGUCUACGAGGGCCAGCCGUCCGUGUCGGCAACGGCCAAGCGGCCCGAGUCGCUGUGUGAGUCCUCCCCCCCCCCCACCGCGGGGUUAGCGCGGCCCAGCAGAGGAGGGGAAGAGGGGCAAUGUGGGAUGCGGAAAGAGUAAAAGGGGCGGCGCAAAGGAUUGAAAGGUGGACUGACCCACACACUCCCUAUAUCUCUCUCUC